GGGCUGGGAACAUGAAUUUGGUCUGCACAGCCCAGUCCCAAGCAAAGCAAGCAACCCACAGAGCCAGCAGAAGGCUACUGUUUUGUAAGCCGUGACUAAAGAUGGGAGGGGUCUGGCCCUAGGGUGCUGGAUGUCUACACACACCUCGCAUGCUUUGCUGAGCCCAAAGAACCCAGUAGCUGGCACUGUAUGGCCUACCACUCCAGUCUUGGGACACAGCUUUGAGGUGGGGGUAGGAGACUGGAAGAGGGAGGGACUGGCUGUUCCAAGAUCUGAAGACAUAGUUCCUCUGACCUUCCUGGGCACACUAAGACACCCUUCUCUUGCCUGCUCGCCUGCAGUAAUCAGAGAAACUGGGCCAUGAGUGUCUGUGAGGCCACACAUCACCACUCCAGCCGGGAGUGUGUCCCCUUUCCGGUCCAGAAGGACGGCCUAGGACUCCCUGUGCCUGCUGCUUUCCUUUCCUUUCCUCUGGAAGAGCCUGGCUUCAGACCCCUGGUCCCAGGAACCCUUUCCUCUCCAGUUGCCUCCCUAGAGGAAGAGGAGGAAGAGGAUGAGAACUUUGCAGGCCCUCCUGAGGAGCCUGAGGGGCUUUACAGCGAGGAGCACUCGAGCCAGUUCUUUGCCGAAGCACGGCGGCUGUGGGAGCAGAGGCUGCUGCUGGACGAAGAGGUGUCAGUCGGUGCGCGGGUUUAUGGAGUGCAUCGAGUCAUCUUGGCGGCAGUCAGCAGCCUCUUCCGUGGCAGGCUGCUGGGUGGCGGGGGCUCGAGAGGUGGCCUCAGCCUGGAUGUGGCCCCUGGGGGCUGGGAGGCCGUGCUGACCUUCGCCUACAAGGGUGUACUGGGCCCCGCCUCGCAAGGGGAUGUGGUGGCUGCAGCGGAGGCCCUGGGAGCGCCCCGGGUGAAGGCUGCAGCCCAGCGGAGGUGCGAGGUCCCUGGAAACACCAAGGAAAAUGAAAAGCCGCCCAGCCAGGCGGAGGAGCUGAGGGAAAACCUGCGCAGCAUCGAGCGACUCUACCGAGAGGGUGUUGGGUGUGACCUAGAGCUGGAGGCAGAAGGCUACCGGCUGCAGGUGCACCGAGCAGCCCUGGCCUGUGGCAGUGAGUUCUUUGGGGCCAUGCUCCUGAGUGGAAUGAGGGAAUCCCAAGGCUCAGAGGUAUCUCUACGUACCAUGUCUUCCCAGGACCUGCAACUCCUUGUCUCUUUUGCCUACUCUGGGGUAGUGAGGGCGAAGUGGCCAGGACUUCUGAGAGCUGCCCAGGCUGCUCUGCAGUACCAAAGUUCUUCCUGCCUGGAUCUGUGUCAGAAAGCUUUGGUGCGAGGCCUCAACCCUGCCCGUUGCCUGGCCUUAUUCGCCAUAGCUGAAGCCCCUGGUUUGGAGAGGCUCUGGAGUAAAGCUCGUCACUACCUCCUUAGUCACCUGCCUGCUGUGGCUUUGUGCCCUGCUUUCCCUUCCUUACCAGCUGCCUACCUGGCUGAGCUCCUGGAUAGUGAUGAACUUCAUGUACAGGAGGAAUUUGAGGCCUUCAUGGCUGCACGGUGUUGGCUAGCUGCCAACCCUGAGACACAGGAGUCCGAGGCCAAGGCCUUGCUACGCUGUGUCCGCUUUGGCCGUAUGUCUACCAGAGAGCUGAGAAAAGUGCGGGCAGCUGGGCUCCCCUCAUCGUUGCCCCCAGACUUGCUGUACCAGCUGAUGGUGGAGGCUGAGGUUCCAGGUCAAGAGAGGUGGAGAAAACCUGACCAGGCACUGGUGGUGAUUGGUGGGGACGAGCUCAGACCUGACAUGGCCCGAAGACAGACUUCUCAAAAAGUGUGGUGGGCCAGGGCCUUCCACUGUGGCAUGGGACUGGUACGAACUGUGGAGUGGGGACAGCUGCCUGCUCUGCCUGCCCCCGGGCGCUUCCGGCAUGGGGCUGCAAGCCUGGCAGGAAGUGAACUCUAUGUGUGUGGGGGUCAGGAUUUCUACAGCCACUCCAACACUCUGGCUUCAACUCUCAGGUGGGGCCCCAGUCAAGAGGACUGGGAAGAGAUGGCAUCUUUGUGCCAGGCUCGGAGUCUGUUCCCUCUAGUGGCAUUGAAUGGACAACUUUAUGCCUUAGGUGGACGAUAUAAUGGUGUUGCCCUUAACUCUGUAGAGACCUACGAUCCUGAGCUCAAUGCCUGGAGUAUGAGCCAGGCACUAUAUGAGGCCCAAGGACACACAGGUCAGAGCUCCUGGCAGAGGACACUUCAUGAGAUUUCCCAUACAAGUACUGUGAAAGCAUGAGAUUACUAUAAAAGCUGAGAGGAUGAAGGCAUGAACUCUGUUUGUGGAGCUUCCAUAAGAAGAGGCAAGUAGAUGUAGUUUGAACUGAACUUUCAGGGCUGCCUGGAAAUGCACCAGUUUGGAGGUAGAAUUGCAGCUCAGUAGUAGAAUGCUUCUCAAGUAUUUGUGAGAUCCUGGGUUUCAUCUUUAGUGUGUGUGUUUGCGCGUGCACACACGCACGUGCACACACACACACACACACACAUACACACACACACAGUACAACUCCACAGUUAGAGAAGGAGGAAUGCAUCUUAGAAAGAAAGAAGUAAUUGGGGUAUGUGUGCACUGUGCCCUGCUUCUCCAUAGAAGGAGAAACCAGCAUUCUAGAGAUUCUUGAGAGAAUUCUGCUGCUGUCACCACCCUGCCCUCUUCACUAGAGUCUUCUCUGAAGACAGUGGCUUUUGCUUAAAUGUGUACACUUUUCUCCAGGACUCUGCUACAUCUUUUCCCUCUGAUUUUCCUUUUCUGAACCCUGCCUCCCAUGUUAGGCAACAAAAAGCUAAAUAUUCUUUCUGUAAGCUAAUUUUCCUUUAUUUUGUUGUUCUUGUUUCUAUGUCUUUUUGAGACAGAGUUUUGCUAUGUAACUCAGAGUA
Messenger RNA from Octodon degus (degu), 2900 nucleotides. RefSeq names its product kelch like family member 33 (gene Klhl33). Lineage: Eukaryota; Metazoa; Chordata; Mammalia; Rodentia; Octodontidae. The transcript is spliced from 4 exons. The record is from RefSeq and is a predicted model, not a curated record. Gene Ontology annotation, molecular function: protein binding. The coding region runs from base 361 to 2265 and encodes 634 amino acids.